CCGGACUGUCCGAGUCCUCCGACCGAUCGUGUUCUGACGCUGAUCAUCUUUGGAUCUAACCUGUACCCACUUCCAAUCCACUUAUAUCAGACUGUUUCAUGUAGGAUGUGUUAUUUAACAGAUACUUGAGAACACAUAGAAGAUGGAAACUAUCAUAGAUGAUGAUCCUGUGGUGAAAAAGGAAAUUACUAGCUUGGAAGACAGUGAAAACAGUCAAAAUCAGGCAUCUUCAGAUUAUGGAGCUUGUUCUAGCUCGCAGCAUGAGGAACAAACUUGGAACUUCUCUUGUAAAAAAGAAUUGGAUCACAGUAGUAAACCAGAAAGUCCUGUUGGUAGUUACAACAGUGAUAUCAUGGAUGAAGAGAAAACUAUAAUAUGUCCUAAUACUGCCUUAUACAAUGGUUUGGAUACUAAAGAUUAUAUAUUGAGUAAUGAGAAUACUACUACCGAUGAUUUGCGACAAUUUGACGUAUUGGACGAUUUGGAUCGUCAUUCCGAACAAGAUGGUUCCGAAGGUGAUUCGGACACAGAUGAAAGCAUGGACUCUGAUGUGCCAGAUGAAGAGAUUGAAGCAAUGUUAGAAGAAGGUUUACCAGAAGAAUUUAAAGGGAAGAGAAAAAGAAAGGAUGGCUUACCUUAUGAAGAAAAAGAGAAAGUCGUUUUAGAUGAAAUUGGACACGAUCAUUUUGACGUUCUUCCCGAAGGUUGGGUACAGGUAACACAUAAUAGUGGAAUGCCAUUAUAUCUUCAUAAACAGACCAGAGUUUGUACUCUGGCAAAGCCGUAUUUUCUCGGUCCGGGAAGUGUUAGAAAGCACGUAGUUCCUGUGAGCGCUAUACCUUGUCUUCAGUAUAAAAGAGCGCUGAAAGACGAAGAAGAAGAACGAAAAAAAGAGAUCGAACGUACACCGAACACCGAAGCUUGCAGUUUGCCCAGUGCGAAAAUUGAAACCAUUCAAGAAAAUCGUGCUGCGCAUUCAUUAGACAGUCAGCAAUUGAGAAACUAUUGCCAAUCUUUGUUUCGUUUCAAAAUUAUUAAAGUAAUGAGAUUUCAAUCGUGGUCGGCGCGUCGGAAGUUCACGAAGAAUAAGAAGCAUCGUAAGCAACUUGAGCGCCCAACAUUACCGGACGGAACAAAAUUGAUAACUUUUCCUGUCAGCAGUUCUGGCACGGCUAGUAGUAAUGGUGCUGUUGGAGAUGACAACGGGCAGAGACCUGCGAAACAUUGGAUAAUGAAUCCAUCGGGGAAAAGUUAUGUUUGUAUCCUUCACGAGUACGUGCAACACGCGCUAAAAAAACAACCGACGUACAAAUUUAAAGAACUAGAAAACGCGGCGACGCCGUAUUCUGCAGUAGUUUGUAUCAAUGACAUGGAAUACGGCAGCGGAUUUGGUAGUAGUAAGAAGCAAGCAAAAGCCAAUGCAGCCAGGAAGACUCUUGAGAUCUUGAUCCCUCAAAUGAAGGACAAAAUUUCUGGCGACAAUAGCGGAGAAAACGGUUCGAGUAAUGCCAAUCGUACAAUAAAAGCCUCUAGAGGUAAUUCCGAUGCGGAUCUUUCGUUUUUUGACGAAAUAUCUAUUACGGAUCCACGUGUUGCGGAAUUUUGUGCAAAAACUACGGAACCUUCUCCACACGCGAUCUUGAUAACUUGUCUUCAAAGAAAUUACGGUCUGGGAGAUAUGCACAUUAAUUAUUCGGUAAACACACUGAAGCAUCAACGAAAUGAGUUUACAAUGAGAGUUGGGAAACACGAAGCUACUGUUGUUUGUCGUAAUAAAAAAGAUGGUAAACAGCGAGCUGCGCAAGCGAUAUUGCAACUCAUGCAUCCGCAUAUACAAUCCUGGGGCUCCUUGCUGCGUCUUUAUGGUUCGCGAAGUGUAAAGUCUUUCAAAGAAAAGAAGCAAUUGGAACAAGAGAUUACAUUGUUGCAAGGUAAAGCCGCUGUCAAUCAACCGAAUCACGCUAUUCUAAGUAAACUUAGACAAGAAAUGCAAAAAUUAGCUGAGCAACGCGAAGCAAUACAGCCUAUUGGUAAGUUUGUACCGCCGGAUUUGCCAACAGGAUCCGCGGCCAAUUUGAAUAAUGUAGAUCUGUAAAAAGAGUCUGCAAAACUUUACAUAGAAUUAAAAUUAAAAUCUGAAUCAGUAUCGAAUAGAUUAAACAGUAUCGUAAGCAUAAACAUCAACAAAAAAUAGUAUGUAUAGAAAUCGGGAAAAGAUAUAACGAAGUUUUACACUCUUAUAUUUUUUUGUCUAUAAUUAUAUAAACGAACUAUUUUAUAAUUUUUAUAUUUUUAUAUAACAUAUAUUUGUCUCUCCCCUGUACUUUAUAACA
This is a messenger RNA of Pseudomyrmex gracilis, 2333 nucleotides long. It is a transcript of the gene pasha, whose product is annotated as microprocessor complex subunit DGCR8. The transcript has 7 exons. Gene Ontology annotation, molecular function: heme binding; primary miRNA binding; double-stranded RNA binding. Gene Ontology annotation, cellular component: microprocessor complex. Lineage: Eukaryota; Metazoa; Arthropoda; Insecta; Hymenoptera; Formicidae. Gene Ontology annotation, biological process: primary miRNA processing. The record is from RefSeq and is a predicted model, not a curated record. Bases 143 to 2095 code for a protein of 650 amino acids.